AUGCGUCACUUCUCGUUUGUAAACUUCCUGUAUUAGCCUCAUUAGCUUCUGCUCUUGUUUAGUUGUAGCUGCUUUAAUGUUUGUAGCGAACUGAAUGUUUAGAAUAACGCCGCGUUUAAAGAAAUCAAAGACAGUAUUCAUGUGAUUUAGCUGAUCGGCUAACUCGCUAGCAGCAGCGACUGUGAUGAUGGCGUCCGGUUUCACCGCUAAAGACGAGGACGGACGUGUUUCGGUCUCCGGGGCUGGAGGCGGCUCUCUGCUGAGCAGGAAGCCCGACAACACGGCCUUUAAACAGCAGAGACUUCCCGCAUGGCAGCCCAUCCUGACGGCGGGCACCGUCCUCCCCGCCUUCUUCUUCAUCAGCCUCGUCUUCAUCCCCAUCGGCGUCGGCCUCUUUGUGACGUCAAAAAACAUCAAAGAGUUUCAGAUCGACUACACGGGAGACGACAUGUCCAGUCCGUGCUUCAACUGCUCCCAGAACAUCAGCUGGAACAGCACCAGGCCGUGCACCUGCUCCAUCCCCUUCCACCUGGACCAGCCAUACGAAAGCAACGUCUUGAUGUAUUACGGCCUCUCCAACUUCUAUCAAAACCAUCGUCGCUACGUCAAGUCCCGAGACGACAACCAGCUGAACGGCAACAUCGACUCUCUCACUAAACCCAGUAAGGACUGCGAGCCGUAUGCCUUUUAUGAAAACAAGCCCAUCGCGCCAUGUGGCGCCAUCGCCAACAGCAUGUUCAACGAUACUCUGGAGCUGUUUUACAUCGAGCCCAACGGCACCAAAACCAGGAUUCCGCUGAAAAAAAUGGGCAUUGCUUGGCCGACUGACAAGCAUGUGAAGUUCAAGAACCCAGGAGGCAACAACCAAAACCUCACAGCGGUAUUCCAAGGUACAAGUAAACCUGCAAACUGGCACAAAUCUGUGUACGAGCUGGACACCGACCCGGACAACAACGGUUUCAUCAAUGAAGACUUCAUCGUGUGGAUGAGAACCGCCGCACUGCCAACCUUCCGCAAGCUGUACCGCAUCAUUGAGAACAAGAAUGACGCCGCGGUUCCAACUCUUCCUCAGGGAAACUACACAUUGGAGGUCGUCUACAAUUACCUGGUUCGCAGCUUUGACGGCCGGAAGCGCGUCAUCCUGAGCACCAUCUCCUGGAUGGGAGGAAAGAACCCCUUCCUGGGUAUCGCUUACAUCACAGUGGGCUCCAUCUGCUUCUUCCUGGGCGUGGUUCUAUUGAUCAUCCAUUACAAAUACGGAAAGUGCAGCAGCAGCACCGAAAUCCCGAGCUAAAAUACCGACCGGGAUCCAUGCCUCCUUUUUGUGACUAUGGAUAUCUUUGAUCCACUGACAUAGAAAAGUUUGAUAAAUAUUUGGGUAGAGUGAGAAGUGUCCAUAUUUCCAUUCAGGUUUUUUUUUUACUUGUGUUUUGGAUUGGUAACAGAAUUAAAGCCUCAUGAACAAAUUUCCACAAAACCUAAAAAGGUCGCGUCUAACCUCAAACAGAAAACGAUCUGUAGAAGAUAAAAAACAAAAACAGUGCAGAGCCAUUGAUUUAUUUUUGGAGGUGGCAAUUCUGUAUGUAGCCGUAUUUACAAUACGCAGUUCUAGUUAUCCUGCAACAGACUGGCGUCCUGUCCUGGGUGUACCCUGCCCCGCGCUCUAUGACUGCUGGGAUAGGCUCCAGCCUCCCACGACCCUUAAUUGGACUAAGCGGUAGAAGAUGAAUGAAUGAAUGAAUUCUAUUUAUAUGUAGUGCUUCAGAUUGGUCAAUCUAGAUCAUGAUUAUGGGGCUACGUACCUUUUUAAAUUUUAUUUUCUGUCUAUAUUUAGUGCCAAAAUUACAUUUUGAAGUAAUGAUCUCAAACGCUUUCUGGUUCCAAGAUAUGUAUUUAAGAUAAUUAUCCAUGGUUAUAAUGAUUAUUAUGGAUGCAUUUUAUACUUGAAGUAAGAAAAUAAGGAAAAUGAUUCUCAUGAUUGGGAUUUCAACCCGGGUUCUUUGGCUCAGAAGUGUGAUGUCCUCCCAGUUAUACUCACACUACAAUUUAAUCUAUAGACCAUCGAUACAGCUACGUACGGAUAGUCAGUUUUUUUGCGUGGGGUUUUAAUACAGCAGACUUUGAAGAGUUCUGGUGAAAAUGUUGUAACCAUCUUAGAAUACAUUAUUAAAUUCUGGGGCAGAUCUAUAAAUUGAGGCAUUGCAGGCAAUUUUAAAAAAAUUCUAAUGGUGUAAUAUGGUGCGUUUAAUUGUUGGUGUUGGAAUUGGUUCUAGUGAGUUAUGUAGAAGUUGGAUUUAGCACUCAGAGCCAUAUGGUGUGAAAUGGAAAAAGUGACCUAUGUUUUGCUGCUUGUGGUGUUUCAAAUAUUUUUUUAACACCACUGCAAAGUGAUUUUUGCACAAUCCUGUCAGCAGAGGGUGUGUUUGACCCUCAUUCUUUCACUGUCAGCUAAUUUGUCAGAUUCACAGUAACCUCUUAACCAAAAAUAAUCAACAGAGUUCAGUGAAAUUUUGAAGCGGGAUGAACCAUGUGCCAAAAAAAGUUUUGUAUGUGUCUUUCACUCGUGCCUUAUGAUGUCACAAAAAUAAAUGCAAAUGCAUCACAAAGUUCUGCCUUCUCUUAAUGCCCUCUAGUGGUAAUGAUUGAACAGCUUGUUUUGAUUUCAAACACCUGCUGAAGAAAAAACAGAAUUGGCAAAUUUUUAAAAAUUUCGGUAAAAGCAGAUGAGACAGGAAGGACUGCAAAAUUUCAGAAUAAGAGCUCUGACAGAUGUGUGGUGAGUUGUUAAAAGUUGCAUGCUGAUUAGAAGUGGUUUGUGUUUUAUGUUUCAGUUUGUUAAAUGAAAUGUGCUUCAUGAUUUUUGAGUUCUGCAACACAGAGUGACUUUAGCAGCUUCAUCAUGAUGUUUCUUGUAAGUAUUUUAUAAAUGUUUGUAUUUUGAAGUAUUUGCACACCAGACCUCAGGGAUGCUGCAGUUUAAAGCUUCAUAAAACAUGAGCUUGUGGAAUCACCUUUUAACAAGCUGUAUCUUAGUUUUUGGUUCUGACGUGUUUGGUGGACGGCUGCAGGAUUUUCUGUGUUAAUUCACAUUUGUCUGCUCGUCACUUGGUGGUCUGAGCGAACUUGUUAAUUACUCAGUGUUACUUUAAAGCAGACCACAAACUAUACUGAUACCAACACUUAAUACUUAUGCAGAGCAGAAAUUUAUUAAAUUAAACCAGUUGAUAUGUAGGUCAAAGUUCACCAAAGAUGAGCUCAGUGCACAAAAUAAAAAACAUGUUUUUUGCAGAAUAUGUGGAAAAUGUUUGUUAAUCUAACAGAUGCACAUUGUAAUAGUUCCAGGACAGAUGUUUUUACAUGUUCAAAUAUUUUGUUUUUUUUUUUACUGUUGAAACAAUUGCUUGGUUGCCACGUGUCACUUUGUAGUUGCACAUGAUCGGUGAUGUCCUUUGAUGCAAGUUGUAUUUUCACUUUCAAAUAAAAACCUUCAAACAAUU
Molecule: messenger RNA, 3497 nt
Organism: Thalassophryne amazonica
Lineage: Eukaryota; Metazoa; Chordata; Actinopteri; Batrachoidiformes; Batrachoididae
Product: cell cycle control protein 50A-like
Exons: 7
Coding region: 185-1294 (369 amino acids)
Biological process (GO): phospholipid translocation
Cellular component (GO): plasma membrane; Golgi apparatus; endoplasmic reticulum
Source: RefSeq, a predicted model, not a curated record